Messenger RNA from Acytostelium subglobosum LB1, 990 nucleotides. RefSeq lists its product as hypothetical. The transcript has 4 exons. The record is from RefSeq and is a predicted model, not a curated record. The coding region runs from base 1 to 990 and encodes 329 amino acids. NCBI's taxonomy places the organism in Eukaryota, Evosea, Eumycetozoa, Acytosteliales, Acytosteliaceae.
AUGGAUACCAAUGCAUCAACUACAAGGAGACUCAAACAGAUACAGGGCCACUUCUAUUCGCCACAGUCGAUCAAGGUGAUGCCCUUGUCGCAUAAUAAUAGAGCUCUGAAUCUAGUGUCGAUGUGGAGACAGAUGACACCGCUGUCAAUGUCAGGCGCAACAUUCGUUCCACCACUGGCCGCAUACUACAUCUACAAGUUAUUGCGAGGCAAGGGCAUUGCAAGACUGAUUCACGACAAGGACAUUGAUGUGAUCAUCAAGGAGAUCAGUGGCAACAACACACUGGACAACAUUGUUAAACUUGCUAGCAAGGUCAUUGGACUUGCUGGCAUCUAUCAAAUCUCAGGUAGAAUGCAGACCUAUCUCGGUGUCAAGCUAACCUUCAGUCGAUCAUACCAAGUCAUGUUGACCAUAUCAUCAAUCAUCGAGACUAUCCUGGCAUUCAUCAAGAUGCCUCACAUGAGAUGGGGACCAGUCUUUGCCAUUGUCAGCGUUAUAUAUAGCCUUAUCUACGUACGAAUACUCUAUCUUACAUUGGCACAUAAUAAGAAGUUAGAGAGUAUCCUCUCAUCAACGAAUAGAUGCGCAAGAGGAGAUAAUCUGAGGAAUACACAGGGAAUAGCGAUGAAUAUUCCAGCUUUGGGUGCCUGGGGCACCGUUGUGGCAUUGACGCUUUGGGUGUGGCUGAAGGAGGCAAAGCGUCUGGUUCAAAGCACUGGCGGUAUAAUGUCAAUGACAUCGUUCAUCUUGUCGGCAGUGGCAUCGAUGCGUGUUGGUCUGCGAGCGGCCACUACAUCAUUCCCCGGCCUUACACCAUAUGAAGGUAGUUCAGCUGUGGUCAUUGCCAUUAUACUUGGAGCACUGCCACUCAUCCCUUCAUGGAGUGUCUCAGAAUGGUCACGAACACUUCUCAUGGGCUAUCUCUCCAUCGCCAUCUCAAUGUCCAUCAACUCAUACUUUGCCUGGAAGCGUCCACAUGCUAUGCUGUAG